Messenger RNA from Lethenteron reissneri (Far Eastern brook lamprey), 1572 nucleotides. Its product is annotated as COMM domain-containing protein 7-like. Gene Ontology annotation, biological process: tumor necrosis factor-mediated signaling pathway; negative regulation of DNA-templated transcription. Lineage: Eukaryota; Metazoa; Chordata; Hyperoartia; Petromyzontiformes; Petromyzontidae. The record is from RefSeq and is a predicted model, not a curated record. Gene Ontology annotation, molecular function: NF-kappaB binding.
GGGCCACGUGACGAGUCAGCUGUCAGUGUGCACGCUUCCUCUGUUUCAGCGAGUCUCACUCUGUCUCCCUGUGUCUGUCUGUCUCCCUCUGUCUCUAACUCUGUCUCCCUGUGUCUCUCACUCUGUCUCCCUGUGUCUCACUCUGUCUCCCUCUGUCUCUAACUCUGUCUCCCUGCGUCUCUAACUCCGUCUCCCUGAGUCUCACUCUGUCUCCCUGUGUCUCUCACUGCGUCUCCCUGUGUCUCUCCCUGUGUCUCUAACUCUGUCUCUCUGUGUCUCACUGUGUCUCUCUGUGUCUCUCCCUGUGUCUCUCACUCUGUCUCCCUGUGUCUCUCACUGCGUCUCCCUGUGUCUGUCUGUCUCCCUGUGUCUCUCACUCUGUCUCCCUGUGUCUGUCUGUCUCCCUGUGUCUCUCACUCUGUCUCCCUGUGUCUGUCUGUCUCCCUGUGUCUCUCACUCUGUCUCUCACUGCGUCUCCCUGUGUCUCUCCCUCUGUCUCUAACUCUGUCUCCCUGUGUCUCUCACUCUGUCUCCCUGUGUCUCACUCUGUCUCCCUGUGUCUCUCACUGCGUCUCCCUGUGUUUCUCCCUGUGUCUCUCACUCUGUCUCCCUGAGUCUCACUCUGUCUCCCUGUGUCUCUCCCUGUGUCUCUCACUCUGUCUCCCUGUGCCUCUCCCUGUGUCUCCCUGUGUCUCUCCCUCUGUCUCUAACUCUGUCUCACUCUGUCUCUCACUCUGUCUCCCUGUGUCUCUCCCUGUGUCUCUAACUCUGUCUCUCUGUGUCUCCCUGUGUCUCUCUGUGUCUCCCUGUGUCUCUCUGUGUCUCCCUGUGUUUCUCACUGAGUCUCCCUGCGUCUCCCCCUGCUCCCCCUAUCCCUAAGACCCCCAUCCCCCCCCCCCCACGUGCUCGCUAUGAGCGAGGCGAGCCGGCCCGUCCCGGCCCCGCGGCGCCUGGGCCCCGCAGGAGGCCCCGGGCCCGAAGCGUCGAGCGUGGCGGACGCGGCCAAGUCCAUGGCGGAGGGGCUCACGGUGCAGCAAUUCUCGGACGUCUCGGCCCUGGCUCUGGAGUUACUCACUCACCCUGACCAGGCGCAGAAGUUGUUUGGGCGCUUGGAGGGACUUGCGUUGGGCCUGCCGGAGCCCAAGGUGCUGCUCGGACAACUCGUGCUCGUCGCUCAGGGGUCUCUAAGGAGGAGUUUGAACGCGGAUCAGAUCCAGGAGGAGCUGCAGAGUCUGGGUCUGUCGAAGGAGAAGUCUCGCUGCUUCCUCGCCCAGUGGGAGGAGAGGAGGCCGCUGUUGGCGCGGGCGGCGCUGGGCCGCGCUCUCUCCAUCAACCAGCUCGUCGACCUGGAGUGGAAGUUCGGAGUGACCACGGGCAGCAGUGAGGUCACCGCACUGGGCAGCAUCUUCCUGCAGCUGAAACUCGUGCUGAGGAAAGGAACACAGCUUCAGAACGUCUACCUGGAGCUGACGCUGCCGCAGUUCUACAACUUCCUGCACGAGAUGGAGAGGGCGAAAGCGAGCCUUGACAGCUUCCUGUGAGAGGGGGCGGAGGGAGGGAGGGAGAGCGGGG